Messenger RNA from Prunus armeniaca (apricot), 2964 nucleotides. The record is from the annotation of a GenBank genome assembly. Lineage: Eukaryota; Viridiplantae; Streptophyta; Magnoliopsida; Rosales; Rosaceae.
AUGGCAUUGGAGCUUAUACCUAUUGGGACCAUCUUGGCCGUGCUAACAAACCAGGUCAUUAAAACAGCUCAGGCUGCUAAAGAUGUUUUCGAAAAAGAGAGUUUCAAGGUCCUGUCAAAGCACUUGUUUGAUAUUGAACUGGUCUUAAAAGAAUUGCAGCUUCAAGAACUGAAUGAUUCUCAAGCUGCUAGGCUUGCUUUGGAGUCCCUUGAAACAGAUGUUAAAAGGGCUAACAGUCUGGUUGAGAAGUACAAAAAUCGAGCUCGUUUCUACUUGUUUGUCAAGUGCCGACACAUAGUCAAGGAGGUACAAGACGUUACCAGGGAUAUUGGUAGGUCAUUGGCUGCUCUAUCCCUGGCAAAUACUGAAGUUUUAUCGGGGAUAUCUGAUCAGGUGAAUAGGUUACAGAAUGAGAUGCAAAGAGUGGAAUUUGAGGCUUCCCAGUCUCAGCUCCAAGUUUUUGACAAGCUAAACCAGGGUCUUAAAGAUCAGACCCUUGACCAGGGUUUUGCAAAUGACAUGCUUGCAGAAAUAGCUAUGGCAGUUGGAGUGCCUUUAGAACCCUCAGAGAUAAGCAAAGAGCUAGCAGAUUUCAGAAAGGAGAAAGAAGAAGCUGCCAGCAGGAAGGAAAGAGCUGAAGUUUUCUUCUUAGAGCAGAUUAUUGAGCUGCUCUCUCGAGCUGAUGCUGCAAGGGAUUAUGAAGAAGUCAAGAAGCAAUACAAGCAGCGUGUUCAGGCCAUAGAGAGAUAUGACACGAGCGAAGAGUAUAUUCAACCACUCAAGCCUUUUAUUUGCUGUAUAAAAGGAACUGUGAUGGUUGAACCAGUCAGCCUUUCCACUGGUACUACAUGUGAGAGAGGCGCCAUCAUAGCUUGGUUUGACAGUGGAAAGAGAACUGACCCGGAAACACAUGAGGUUCUUGAAGAUACUUUAUGGAGAAGUAACCUUCCAUUGAGGCAAUCAAUAGAAGAGUGGCGAGAACUUAAUUACUGCCUCAAGAUAAGAUCUUCCAAGGCAAAGUUGUUAUCAGGUGUUGAGACAUCCAUGUUAGAUGCCUUAAGCCAAAUGCAAGAUCUUAUGCGAGAGAAUUCUAUUAACAAGGACUGGAUUAUGAUUGAAGGGCUCACUGAUAUUAUAAUCUCUAUCCUUGGAAACUCUCACAACAGAGAUGUGAAGAGGAAGAUUUUGAUCACCUUAAAGGAUAUUGUAGAAGGGCAUGCAAGAAACAAGGAAAAAGUGGUUGAAUCCCAGGGGUGGGAUCACAUUGUUCCCUGCUUAGGCCGUGACUCAAGCAUCUCAAAGGCUGCAAUUGAAUUGCUAUAUGAAUUGUUGCAAGACAGAUCUGGUUGGAAUUUGUCUGUCUGCAGGAAACUCUCUCAACAGUGCAGUACAAUUCUUUUCCUCGUUUAUACCCUUUUAAAAGCUAAGUCUGGCUGGUAUAAGCCACUUAUUGAUCGCAUAGUUCAUGGGACUGAAACUUCAAGGUUAUCAAUGGUGAGAACACUUGUUAACAUGGAAUUGGUCGACUCAAAUUUGAAGCUCCUCGGUGAGGAAGGGGUUAUACCUCCUUUGCUUGAAAUGGCAUCUGGCAAUAUUGAAGCAAAACAGUUGUCCUUAUCUGCCUUGGCUGAAUUGUCAAGUUGUAAUACCAACAAAGAGCUGGUUGCAGCUUCUGGUGGGGUUCAUCUUGUUCUAAAACUAGCGUUCUCUCCCCAUGUUCGCUCAAUCAUUGUUGUUAAAUGUUAUGAAAUCCUGGAAAAAUUCGCUUCUGAUGCUGAUGGGGUUAAAUUCUUUGUUGAUGAAAAUGGGAGCCAACUCGAGUUAGAGCCAAUUGUCACCAAUUUGAUUGCGUUACAGCAGAAUCCCAAAUUGGCCUACAAUGUCCGGAGGCCUUCCUUGCGCACACUACUUGGAAUCUGCAAGUUUGAUGCAGGGUUGGUUAAAAAGGCGGUUGUCACUGUUGAUGCCAUAUCACUGGUCCUUCCUCUUCUUGAUGACUCCGACUCCGAGAUUCGAGAGAUUGCAAUAAGUUUGCUUUUCCUCUUCUCCCAGCACGAGCCUGAGGGGGUUGUUGAGUACCUUCUCAAGCCAAGAAGGCUGGAGGUUUUGGUGGGGUUUCUUGAGAAUGAUGACAAGGAUGAUGUACAGAUGGCUGCUGCUGGCAUAUUGGCUAAUCUGCCGAAAUCAGAAAAAUCACUAACUACGAAGUUAAUUGAAUUGGAUGGACAUACUGCAAUCAUAAACAUUUUAAGAACAGGGACCAUGAAAGCAAAAGAAAAUGCUCUAAGUGCUCUUUUUAGGUUCACAGAUCCCACAAACCUGGAGUCGCAGCGUACACUGGUUGAAGGAGGAGCAUACCCUUUGCUUGUAAACUUUCUCAGGUCCAGCUCAGUGACUGCAAAGGCAAGAGCUGCAGCUCUGAUUGGGAAUCUUUCCACAAGCAGUCAAAAGCUCGCUGUUGUGUCCAAACCAUCCGGAUGCUGGUGUUUCAAGCCAUCGGGUGCUCCUGUUUGCCAAGCACAUGGUGGCACCUGCAGUGUCACUUCCACAUUUUGUGUAUUGGAAGCAAAAGCUUUGCCUGACUUGGUAAGGCUCUUAUCCGGGGAGGUUUACGAAACUGCCAUUGAAGCAAUUCAAACUCUCUCCACAUUGGUUCUUGAAGCCUCUCCUCAAAGAGGAGCCAAUGUCUUGCAUGAGGCUGAUGCCAUAAAGCCUACAUUGGAGAUCUUGACUUGGGGAACAGAUUCUCUCAAGGAAGAGGCAUUGAGUCUACUUGAAAAGGUUUUCUUGUCAAAGGAGAUGGUUGAAUUUUAUGGAUCAACUGCCAGAUUAAGUCUUGCUGGUCUAACUGGCAGUAAUUUUCAUGAGGAUGGUCGUCAUAGGAGGAAGGCUGCCAGGGUCUUGUCACUCCUUGAACGUUAUUCAAGAUCAUCUACAUCUAUUAUUCCUGGGCUGUAUGGCUAA